GUUUGGCGAGCGAGCGAGCCAGAGAGAGUUCGAGAUUUUCCAUUCCAAGAAAAAAGACCCCGCUGCGGAGAGAAAGGGGGCUCGGUGUAUGUUGUGAAACAUCUCGUUUUGUUUUUUUGAGAGAAGGAUUGAGAGAGAGAGGAAAUUGCAGAAAAAUGGAUUCAACGGCCUCGCUACAACCACUGCUGCAACAGCAGCAGCAGCACAAGCUAACGUCCAUACAGAUAAGCGCCGAAACAACGGUUUAUACCAGCCUCGAUUCGAGCCUCGCUGCCUUGCAGAGGCAGCAAUCGCGAGAGGACGAGGUGGACGGUGCUAACAGUAACAGUCUCCCCUCUGCCGUGGAGUUGUUGCUCUCCGUCUCCGUCCCCGACGUCUCCACCCCCGGUACCGCCGUCGAGGAAGGCUCGGAAAAAGUUGUCUUACAACCAGCAGAGUCGGAGAAAGAAGAAAGAGCCGAAACGAGCCGGAGUGACGAUCCACACAACAGAUCAUCUGCUGCCGUUGGAGUUGGUGCCGUUGCCCUUGGUAGCAGCAGCAGUAGUCUACUGGAAACCGUCCAGGAGAAACCAUCGCCGUCGUCGUCGCCGCCGCCGUCGCCCGUGGUAACCGAUCAGGAGUCGCACGUUGUUCGGAUUCAAAUCGUUCAGAAAGAGGACGACAGUUCUAGUCGCAGCGUGGUUCAGAACGGGACUCCAGCCGUGAUCAGUGUUACGAACAGCAGUGCAACCAUUGUGAACGGUAAUCAGUGCAAAUCGAAAGUGUCAAUCGUUUCAUUCGGACCUCCGGAACAGGGCAGUAAAUCGCCGAGUCCUACCCCGUCGGUGGAAAUGGUUCAGAAGCAGUCCAGCCCUUCGGCGACGCCCACCAACGGCAAAGCCGACCUGGUGGAUGUCAACAAUGCCACCUACCUGUACUACAUGAUGUCCUCGGGUCAGUGCUCCCCGAGUGACACCCUGGACAGUGGCACAUGCAGCGAUAUCGAAGUCACUCCUCCUCCGCUCCCGAAAAAAAUGUCCCCAAAAUCCCCAUCCCCUUGCAAGCACCCGGCCGCACAGCACGCGACGCUCAUGAUGAUAAGCCCCACGCCGUCCGAUAAGCUUAAUCAGCCGGGAUAUCGCAGCAGCAGCUACACCAUCAGCGAUAGUGACGAAUCCGAGUCCAGUCUGAGCUGCGACUCGCUCAACUUCUCGCAACUGUGUGGCAACGUCGUCGUCGUCGGGAACCAAACCCUGGAGCCAACCGACAGCAUCUCGGAGGCCCCGACCAGUCCGCAAACUCCGGAACCAUCGUCCGCCGCCGCCGUGUCCCCAACCAGUGACAGUGACCGUGAAAAUAUCCCCGAGUGUCCGGAACUCAUUACCGCCAAGAAGCACAAAAUAGUCUCGAUCCUUCCGCACUCGCUCCUCAAGGACAUCCGCGAACGUUCGUCCUCCGGUUGCGCCGCGCGUGAAGUUCCGUCCUAUUCCCCACCCCCGUCGCCACCACGUGACGAAACCGUUGUCUUGACAACGACCCGCUCAAUCCUGAUGGAGAAAAUCAAUAGCCUCAACAGUGUUGUCACCAAUGGGGACAGUGUUUGCUCGCUCUCGGAGAAGAACAAAUCAUUCAGUUUCGAAAAUGACAAGUUUUACAAGUUUCACAUCAAUGAACAUUCAAAUUUGCAGUCGCAGCCCACGCAGCAGCAGCAGCAGGAUCACCAGGGAAGCAAUGGGUUGAUGAAUCUCAACAGUUGCUCCUCGUCGGUGAUCGACGAUGACGAGAGUUUUGCCGGCUUCAAGGAUUUGACCAGCGGAACGUCGACCAUCCGGAGCAACAAGGGAACGGUCCGGGGUGUGAAGAACCGGGUCCGCAACGGGAUUGCUACGUUCCUGCAGAUGCAGCACGCAAAUAUUAAGAGCUACAAGGAAAAGGACGCCGGCAAGGUGGUGGUCUACACGACCAGCAUGGGCAUCGUCCGGGAGACGUACACCAAGUGUGCCAACGUGAAGCAGAUCCUGCGGACGCUGUUGGUCAAGUUUGAGGAGCGGGACGUGUUCAUGAGCAGCGACUACCAGCAGGAGAUCAAGGACCGGAUGCAGAGCGAAGCGAUCCAGGUGCCGCAGGUGUUCGUCGACGGGCAGCAUGUGGGGGACGCCGAUUGGAUCGAGCGAUUGAACGAGACCGGCGAGCUGCGGAAGAUGCUGAAACCCUACAAAUGCCUGGAAUCGUCCUUCACGUGCAAAACCUGCGGUGGCUACCGGCUACUGCCGUGCCCUUCCUGCGGCGGCUCGAAGAAAUCCAUCCACCGCAACCACUUCACCGCCGAGUUUAUCGCCCUCAAGUGCAUGAACUGCGACGAGGUGGGCCUGGUCAAGUGUCACAACUGUUGAAAGGCUGCCGCCUCGAAACACUGAGAAUUAGCCUAUAGUUUGAUAGCCUGUGUGAUUGGGUGUGUAUGAGUGCGCUGGAUAAAGAAAGAUUAAAUCGCUUAGCACCUUUGCUUGUGGAAGCUGCCGCUGCUGGAUGUAACCUGGGAGUGAAUGAACCACACAGACACACUUGCAAUACUAGUUUUCGUAAGACUACAGUUAUAAUAGUUGUGAUAGAAACAAAACAAUCUUCGGUUUUAGUUGGAAGAACUACUACGCAAGUAAUAAAAUCGCAACACGCACACACUUAUCUUAAGAACUUCCAAUUUGCUCACAUUUAAAAGUUAAACAUUCCAAAAUGGCCGUCUCUAGGAAGAACACGCAUCAAGCAAAGCAUCGUUAAGUUUUGUUAUACCUAUUCAUACAAGUUGUUAUUUACUGUUGUUUACUACCUUACUACCCCUUUAGAAGCAGGAAAUCCAUUAUUUAUAUUUACCUCCCCGGGAAAACAACACAUAUUACACUAAUCUAACCCUAAAAAGCAAUAUUUUAUUAUAAGGAAAAACCGCGUUAAGUUGUUUCUCGCAUUAAGGACAAUGUUUUAAGGCCUUUUCGUCGAACCGUUUGACCAGUAGUUCCAGUUGUAAAU
Messenger RNA from Ochlerotatus camptorhynchus, 3000 nucleotides. RefSeq names its product glutaredoxin domain-containing cysteine-rich protein CG12206-like. The transcript is spliced from 5 exons. Gene Ontology annotation, biological process: sensory perception of sound. The coding region runs from base 156 to 2372 and encodes 738 amino acids. NCBI's taxonomy places the organism in Eukaryota, Metazoa, Arthropoda, Insecta, Diptera, Culicidae. The record is from RefSeq and is a predicted model, not a curated record.